UUUAUUUAUUUAUCUUUUGUUCUUUUUAACAAUUUCCCAGCUUACCUUUUAGAGGGCAUUUCCAUUUUAGUGGGUGUCAUGAUAGAGAAAGACAAUGGGAAUAAUAGAUACAUGAUAAAUACGGAAAUGUUGUGUUGUAUGGUCUGAAAAUAAAGAGAUUUUUCUAUCAAUUGCUUACAGAUUUCCAAAUAAAGAUCCUUCCUCUUUAUUUAUUUAUUUUAUUUUUUCUGAUGCUUAUGUAUUUUUAGCCAUCCAAGUGAUAAAUCUUGGAAAAAAGCUUCAUGCCAUUUAUUCCAUUUUGGGUGAAAAUUAAUCCAAAAGCAUCUAAUCUGCAACUAAAGUUUCCUCAUUUCAAAUAUCCUUCUUCUUGAUUUUGACUAUUUAUGUAUGCUCUUCCUUUUUUCCUUAACCUUAACAAAGAAUAAAGAUAUCCUUAAAAGCUAGGGUUCGUAGGUUUGUAGCUUUAGUACAUGUUCAAAUUGAGGUUAAUAGCAGUCUAAGCAUGUAUUUGGUAUAAAAUUUCACUAGGGUUUAUAGGGGUUCCAACUGCUUCUUGUGGUUUACAUACAUUUAUCUGAUUUUUCCUAUCUGAAAAUUUUCAAUUUAGUCCAAGGAAAAAAAAAAUAGAUAGAGCUCUUGAGCAAUUGAGUUGUGAAGGGCUUUCAAUCUCUUGAACCUUGUUUUUUUUUUCUUAAUUUUGAGAUCAAAUCAAGAAAUGGUGAGAGGGAAAGUUCAGAUGAAGCGGAUCGAAAAUGCUUCGAGUAGGCAAGUGACCUUCUCAAAGAGAAGAAAUGGGCUCUUGAAGAAGGCCUAUGAGCUCUCAGUGCUUUGUGAUGCUGAAGUUGCUUUGAUCAUUUUCUCUCAAAAGGGGAGACUUUAUGAGUUUGCAAGCUCCAAUACUUUCAUUGUCAUUGUUGCACUGUCAUAUAACAUAAAAAUCUUCAGCAUGCAGAAAACCAUUGAGAAAUACCUUGAACUGACGAAAGAGCGAAAUUCUGGCAUAGAAGCUGAGCAACACAUGCAGAAGCUAAAGCAUGAAGCAACAUACUUAGCAAAGCAAAUAGAGCUUCUGGAAAAUUCCCACAGGAAGCUUUUAGGGCAUAAUCUAGGGACAUGUUCCAUGGAAGAACUUCAAGAAAUCGAUAUCAAAUUGGAGAAAAGCCUUAAAAACAUAAGGUCGAGAAAGGCUCAAGCAUUCAAGGAAGAAAUCGAAAAAUUACAGGCAAAGGAGAAGUUUCUGCUGGAAGAAAAUGGCAAACUCUCUGAAAAGAUUGAAUUGAAAAGAAGGCGUGAAGUUGGAAAACAUAAAGAAAUUGGGAGUUGCAGCCAUUGUACACAGAGUUCUGAGGUAGUGACUGAAUUGUUUAUCGGCCUGCAGCCAAAUAGAAGGACCGGCUUUUGACAUCUUUUUAUCAAAUUCUUUAAUUUUCAAAAGACACAGUACUUGUUUUUCAAAGGUCCCAUGAGUUGGUGAACAAAUGCAGUUUGGGUGGAAUAAUAUUUACUUGAUGUAUGUAUAUAUCACUACAACAAAUUGGCAAAAUGCCAAUAGAAAUUACCAACGAAAAUAUUUUUGUUGGGAUUAUCGACGGAUCAUCAAUAAUAGAUUAACUAUACAUUAUAUAUAUAA
Molecule: messenger RNA, 1630 nt
Organism: Striga asiatica
Lineage: Eukaryota; Viridiplantae; Streptophyta; Magnoliopsida; Lamiales; Orobanchaceae
Source: the annotation of a GenBank genome assembly